AUUUGCGAUAUAACUUAUUAACAGAUGAAGGAUUCACUAGUUAUCUACUACGCUCACUUCACUGGAGUUUUUAUUGUCUUUUUUUUCUUUCUUUUUUUUUUCUAAACAAGCUAAAAAGUUUCCUUCAGUUAUUUAACCUAUUUGCAUCAUGACUCUACUUAAGUUUCUGUGUUCAGACAUCAGCGGCGUUCAACCAACUGACGAUUGGCUCGUAUCACCGCGCGCGGCCAUAUAUCGGCAGUUUUAUUUAUUAUUUAUUUUAUUUAUUAUUUAUUCAUUAACUUUUACAGUACACAGUAAACUGUAAACUUCAAAAUAACAGAAAUGAAUGUGCAAAGCUUCUUUAAAACGUUUAUAACUCGCUUACAUCUCGUGUAAAACUCGUUUAAUAAUUUCCAGUCAUCAUAACAUAGUAAUUAUCUCAAUAACCUCUGCGUGGAAUGGAUCAAUUAAGUGAACAAUUAUAUAGUGACUGACAUGCUCCGCUCUUUUAUGAUGCGCAUGAUUACGACAUAUAUGUACAGUUGUGCAUGUAUGUAUGUAUAUAAAUACUUUGAAGAUUGCAAAACUCGGUAGUUUAGUUGAAAUUGUUUGCCUAAGCAUGUCUCCGUUAUUAAUCGCAGUUGUCGUGCUGUUAUUAGCGUUUAAAUUUUAUAAGUUUUCGUGUUAUAAACCACCGAAUUCACCUCCAAGUGUUUUUAGAAUUCCGAUAUCAGGAUCUUACUUGACAUUACUGUUGAGAAACUACUCCUUCCCAUAUAACACUGUCGAAUAUUAUGCAAAGAAGCUGAAAACAAAAAUCAUCGGCUAUUACUUAGGUUCUUUUUGGGUAGUAGUAGCUAACGAUUAUGCCAACAUAAAGGAAAUACUCAAGAGGGGCGAAUUCAAUGCUCGAGUUACGGAAGUGCCAAUUAUAAAAGACCGAUCUUUUGGAAAGAUGUUGGGUAUAACUUUCACCGAUGGUCCAUUAUGGCGUGAACAGAGGAGAUUCUUUCUUCGUAAUGUACGGGAUUUCGGAUUCGGACGGCGACAGGAAGCCUUCGAGAGAGAGAUUUUGGACGAAGUAUCUCUGCUUAUCAAUAUCUUAAAACACGGACCCAUUUACGAUGGAGAAAAGGAAAUAAUAAAAGGCAACUUAGCGCUCUUUCCAGACAUUCUUUAUUCGACAAUAGGUAGUUCUUUGUGGAAGGUUUUAUUCGGUCAAAGAUUUGAUAGAACCGAACACGACAUUCCACGGCGGGUAUGUCGCCUAUCCAUGAUGUUUGUAAGAUCGCUCGAAUCGACAGGUGGUGCGAUCUUUCACCUACCUUUUUUAAAAUUCUUUGGAAACAUGUUCGGAUACAAAAAUGUAAUAAAAUCAAAUUAUUUGGUAGCAGAUAUCAUCCAGGAAUAUUUGAAAUCCCUAGAGACAACUUUCGGCGAAAAUGUUGAUAGAGGAUUCGUCGACAGAUAUCUGAACGUAUUGAACAAAAACGAUAAAUCGCAAUAUUUCUCAGAGAAGCAAGUAAUCAUGAUGCUAACUGAUGUGAUGCUGGCUACGUGCUCUACCAUUCCAGCUACUGUUACCCAAAUUAUCAAGUUCCUGAUAAACCAUCCUAUGGUCUUGAAGAAAGCGCAAGAUGAGAUAGAUAAGGUCGUUGGCACUGGACGUUUGGUGACAUGGGAUGAUCGAAAGAAUUUGCCUUACACAGAGGCGGUGAUCCGCGAAACGAUGAGGAUAAAUUCAUUGCUUCCGCUCGGCAUAUUUCACAGAGCCGUCAAAGAUACCACUCUAGGAGAAUACACGAUAUCGGCGAAUACACCAGUUGUAACUAAUUUAGCAGCGAUGCAUCAUGACCCCGACCUAUGGGGGGAUCCGGAAAAUUUUCGACCGGAGAGAUUUAUAAACGAGAACAACGAACUAAGCAAAGAUAUGUCACUGCCUUUCGGUUUAGGUCAUCGGGUUUGCCCGGGAGAAACUUACAGUAGAUACAAUAUGUUCGGGAUGAUAGCCGCCCUGUUGCAAACCUUUAACUUCUACCUGGUCGAAGGUGAACCGUCGAGAAUUAAAGACAACUUAUCAGGUCUUAUUAUAACUCCGAAGGAAUUUUGGGUACGAUACGAAUUGCGUUGAUUUAUCUCGUCCUCUCCUUCCAUAACUCGAAUGGUAUAAACUUGAUAUAAUUGACACUUAUUUUGAUAAAGAAUUCUUGGUCCGUCGUUGCAAGACGGCCGA
Dinoponera quadriceps is the source of this 2215-nucleotide messenger RNA. RefSeq names its product probable cytochrome P450 304a1 (gene Cyp304a1). The coding region runs from base 539 to 2113 and encodes 524 amino acids. The transcript has 7 exons. The record is from RefSeq and is a predicted model, not a curated record. Gene Ontology annotation, molecular function: iron ion binding; heme binding; oxidoreductase activity, acting on paired donors, with incorporation or reduction of molecular oxygen. NCBI's taxonomy places the organism in Eukaryota, Metazoa, Arthropoda, Insecta, Hymenoptera, Formicidae.